Molecule: messenger RNA, 2400 nt
Organism: Hyalella azteca
Lineage: Eukaryota; Metazoa; Arthropoda; Malacostraca; Amphipoda; Hyalellidae
Exons: 3
Coding region: 649-2256 (535 amino acids)
Source: RefSeq, a predicted model, not a curated record
ACGAAGAUAAGGAGCUAGAGCUUUAGCUUGAUGUGGUUUCUUGGACAAGAGAAGAGAUUUAGAAUAGCGGCAUGCUACGGACAUCCUGUAGGAGACGACUGCGUUUUCCUGCAGCCGCAGCCAGCGAGUGCAUAUCCAGUGUAAUGACUGGCCGAGGCCAGAGCGGCCUCUGGUUUGAGCGUGCAUGGUUACCACGGGUGAUUACAGAAAUAGUAUUUGUGGCAAGCAAACAGUGUAUCAACAAUUACAUUUAUUUUCAAUCAUUCGUCAUAUGGACAGUGAGGGACGAAUGGAAUCAUUCGUUGUUAUUUUCUGAGGGAGCAAUGUGGUACUCAUUUUUUAAUUCCAAUUGGGAACCAAAAUGAGCGAACACUAUUAUCGCUCAUGUGGCUUAGUCGUCUUCUUAUAUCAACUAUAACUAGUGAAUAAAAAUUAUCUUGGUAUAUUAUUCGUCUUUGAUGGUUCAAAGAUCGUGAUUCAAUUUUUGCCUAAACAAUAAUUGCGUGUAAUAUUUAUUGAUCUUAAAAGUGAGAUAUUUCGAGACGGGAAAUUUUGCAGCUCUCUGAGAAAUCUCUGAACUCUACGAUUUUGAAGCUCUGAUUUCAUAAUUGCAAGAGUGCCGUUUCAGUUUCUGAGCUAGAAUCCAGGAUGAGAAGAAUAGCAGAUCUUACGGCAGUGCUGUUCUUUUUAGUGAUUUCAUUCACAUCUGCUGGAGAUGCUUCAGGCUUUCAGCUGUUACGGGGACUGAAAAUUAGCCGUACAUAUUCAAAUAAUUCCCAUUUACUGUCGUCGAAAAGAAUGGAAGUCAGUGGUCCCAGCAUAAGAGACGUCAACUUUGGCAGUUCAAACAAGCAAGAUUUCGAAAAAUUGACUAUAAGCGAUAUUAUGAAGGCCGCAGUACGCGAUGCAGUCCGUGAAAAAGCUUACCGUGAUAGUGCACCGAAAAUCUCUGGUCCGAGCGAACUUUACUCAGUUAAUUCUAAGAAACUCGAACGAGAAGGACAACACAACUGCACAUCCCGCUCUUCAAGCCACACUCAGCAUGAAUUGAUGUCUGGAAAAAAUCUCACCCUAGCGACAGCAGUCUUCAAUGCAAGUCAAACCCUGAAAACAAAUUGGUCAAUCGUCCGGGAUGUGACCUACCCUAACGGGUCUCGCUUUGGCUCGGCCACCAGCCCUAAUCAGACCCCAAUAUCGGCUCAUACAAGACCGCACGAGGCGUUAAGUCAUCCUAGGAGUCAAUUUGGUCACGAUCGCCCCAGACGGUCACGGGAUUCAUGUGAUGAACCUGGCUGCCUGCCGCCAGGGAGCGUCGUCAAGUGCAAAAAAGACGAUGAAGAACGCAUCAUAGAAAAUCGUCCAGUAUUUUUCAACUUAUAUCGGAACAGAGUAGCGUUUAAAAUCCGGGCUACCUUGUGGCUUGCAAAUAAAAACAUGGAUGAAAAAGCAUACAAAACAGCAGCCAAUCUGAACGACGGAAGUACAAUUAAGACAGCAAGUGACUGGAAACGGUUCAAAAUUGAGGCUACCACAGAUUUUCCAAGUAAAAACUGGACGAUUAUCUUCACGAUUGAAAGCGACAACUUUUCCCGACCGGUUGUAACCAACUACACCAUCGACGACUAUCGCUUUGGUCAGCUAGUUAUCUCUGUUCCGGUGAGAGACGUGCUUUGGUUCGUCGGAGCUGCUCCAAAUUGUUCCGCGUUCUCCACACUAAAACCUUUGAAAGAAAGACUGUCUACUACUACAGACCAGACAAGCCCCACUCUCCGUGUUUACGCAAAACAACCUGCCUCUCCUGGAGCGUCUCGGCCGCAGUUGCUCUGGCUGCUGCUGCUGUUCGUUCCGCUGGUGGCACGUAUUGCAGUGAUGAAAAGAAAAGGACAGGAAUCUGCGUUAGACACUUCGAUGGGUGUCCAAAAUGAGAACAUCAGCCCCAUUUACGAUGACAUUUGUGGUCCGAUACACCUCACCCAAAAAGUUCGUCAGAUGCCCAUCAACAGCCUCUGUGGUCAAGUAGCCCCGGACCAAAUCAAGAGUCGAUCGACUAUCAAUACCUUUUUAGGCCAUGACGCCCGUCGCUUUGAGAACCAUCAGCAAAGUUCGCGCCAAAAUUUGGCGGGUAACAUUACUGCCCCAAACGAGUACAUUAACUCUGGCAGGAGUGGACCCGUGGACGAAGCUCAUUACGAAUUGUAUAUUCAGGCGAAUGAGCUUGUGAACAGCAACAUAUAUGAUAACGACGGGGAAAUGUAAAUCCGUUUAUGAAUUAUAGAUUAGAAGUUGUUACACUGGUACGUCAGGCGACAUCAAGUAGUGUGAGAAGAGUAUGAUCAACUGAACGUCAUUAUUAUUGCUUCCCUAGAUAUGUUUCAGCAUGAAUAAAAUUAUUUUAUACAA